Molecule: messenger RNA, 664 nt
Organism: Danio rerio (zebrafish)
Lineage: Eukaryota; Metazoa; Chordata; Actinopteri; Cypriniformes; Danionidae
Source: RefSeq, a predicted model, not a curated record
AUGGACAAAUUGCCCUCAAACUUUCUCAAAAAUGGUGCAAAUGUGACUGAUAGGCUGACUGACAGUGCUGGUGUUGCGUCUCCUCGUGUGGAGCUCCUGCACAACAUUGACCCGCUGUAUGAGGACUCGUCUCCCUGUCCUGGAGGAGAGGGUGUGUUCCUGGAGGACUCUUUACACUCCUCGUCUUCAUCCUCCUCAUCUUCAUCGUCUGGUGUUUCUGCACAGUUCAACAUCUCCAUUCACGCCGCCAUUCGCUACAAGAACUGGAAACUGCUGACGGGUUACCCAGGCUGUCCGCUGUGGAUUCCUCCCCCUGGUGGUCGUCCGGUAAACGCGUCGGAGCCGCUGAAGCAGGUGAUGCUGUUCGACGUGGAGAAGGAUCCUGAAGAGCGGCUGGAGGUGUCGCACCAGCGGCCGGAGGUGGUGUCCUUCCUGCUGCGCCGCCUGCAGCUCUACCAGAACCAGGCCCAACCUAUCCACUUCCCCCCCGAUGACCCCCGCUGUGACCCGGCCACCACUGGAGCCUGGGGACCCUGGGAGUGAUCCUGGACACUGGAGAACCAAUCAGAUGGCUCCUCUGAUGCAGAACUGCUGUGUGUGUGUGUUAUGUGUUUGUGUGUGUGUGUGUGUGUGUGUGUGUGUGUGUUAUGUGUUUGUAUGUGUU